GCAGCUACAUCACCGAAAACAGCUGGAGAGAUCUUAUAUCGAGACUGAUAAUGAUUUUCUUUCUUGUGCAAAGUCACGAAACGAAGAUGUUUUGAUUUCGACUGCCGUUAUGAUUUGUCGAUCAUCUUGUGCUAUUUUAUAUAGUUUGAGGAUGAGUUAGCGGCAGUGCACACGAGGGAAAGAGCGUCGGAGCUGCUUGGAUGUGCUCUAAAGCUUUUCUUUCUGCCAUGCCGAGACGAUGAUGAUAGCCAUCACAUGUAAACAUUGGAUGAUACUGAGUCAUCGGAGUUCUUGAGAGGGGACGGGCGGGCGCGACGGUUCUCUAAUUGCCAGGAAAAGAUUACACCUUGUCCUUGGAUGGUCAGUUCCAGACUGGCCGGACAGCAGGAUGGACUGUGCUCGCUGACCGCUGGAGCGGAGAUGAGAGGUAGCACCUUCGGGAAAUGCUCGUGGAGUGACCAAGAAUUUUUGCCUGGAAAUAUGUAAAAUUGGAUAUCAGCAAGUCUGACCAGAUAAAGUAAGGACCAGUUGUCAUAGGUCUUAGAGGACACCAUGCCUAUUGCAGAUAUGAAGCAAGCCCAUAACGGCAAGAGCACCCCUCUUGGAAUUUUGAACAAAGGUCCAGAGUUCUUUAGGCAGCAGGCCCUAUGGAACCAGAGACAUCAUGGGAAGUCUGCGGCUGAGCAACUGGCAGAAUCACGCUCUCAGUUCUUGAAAUGGGACCCAGAUGCACCUCGCAAGCAGUUGAACGACAAUAGUAACAAUCACAGUACAGACCGUCGACUUGAUAGCAAUAGGACCAAUUCAAAACAAUCGAGAGGCAGGACAGUGUCACCUGUGGCUCAUAACGAACAAAUCAUUAAACAGGAGAGGAUUGAUGAGAUUGAAAAGAGAGAAAGCCGGAGAGGGCGCGACAAGAACCGGGAAAACCGGAGAUCAAGAAAGCGCAUGAAAGACCAUGCUAAUGAUGUAAAUGGUAAUAAUAACAAAACAGUCGCUUUUGAGAAGGCUUCACUAGAUUCACCUGAGCGUGAUGAAAAUUUGAAAGAAACUGAAGCUCAUAAAGUGAGUGAAAGUGGAGGGGAAACUGGUGGGACCACGGAUGGUGCAGAAUUUCAUGCUCAACAUAGAAAGUUGAUGGAAGGAAGAUCCAAGGUUUCUCCUCGGCCUUCUGUCAAAGAAAUGGUCUCUAAGAUUGGAGGUGAGACAUCAAGUGAAAGAACAGCUGAUGAAACUCCUACCAGAUUGUUGGAUCACAGAGGGAGAGACAGACCAAAGAGAAAUUUAACUUUUAUGUCUAGCGAAUCUAGUGAAACCAGCCCAGUCUUACCACGCAAGGGGGAUUACUUCUCCCGCAACACAAGACCUCCUGCAGUUAGGGGGAGGGAGCGUGUGAGACCUCCCAAUGUCUCAAAGCAAAGAAACAACAUUGCUGAUCCAAAGUCUCCAACAGGAUCCCACAUUCAAAAUGUCCUCAAUGUUUUGCAUCAGCAAGCAAGUACAUCAUCUUCAUCCCAUGAUGAAACGCCUAGAAGAAGUAUCAGGAAAUCUGGUGCAAAAGUCAGGGGAAAGUCCUGCCCACCAACGAGCCGAUCAAAACCCUCCCUUGCUGAUUUGCUGGCCAAAGAUGCAAAUGCCGGCAGACCAAGAAGUAAGGACUUGAAUGACCUAGAAAAUUUAACCAGCACAGAGAGUGACGAUUCACACGUUGUCAAAUCAAGGAUCCGGUCUUUCCAAUCGCCGGCAACUCAGGAAAAGCAAACUGUAGCAAAGACUCUAUCAAAGAAGCCUUCUAAUACAUUGUGUGAUCAUACCAGCAAUCAUACAUCAUCUAAAGAGAAAUAUUCGGCUGAAUGUCAAAUUAGCCCAACAACUCGAUCAAAACAAUUUUCGGAUAAAAACUCUGUCAACUCAGCCUCUCCCAGGGGUAAUGAAAGAAAGGCAGCACCAAAGGGAAAGUCUGCAAUACUACCCAAUCCCUCAGAUAUUUAUUCGCUUCCUCAUAAACCAAAGAAAAAUCACAAGAGACAGCCAUCAACGUCGGAUGCCAGCCAUUGCUCUUCAUCCAGCGACAGAGGUGGUGAAAAACCAGUUUUACAUCCUAAACUGGUUUCUAACCAUAACACCAUAGCAUUGUCAAAAAAGCCAUUGGUCAAGUCUAAGUCUGCAGAUGUUGGUCUGAUGAAAGGCAAGGGAAAUUCAUCCCAGUCAUUGGCCAAGACAUCGACUUGUAAACCUGCACUUCCAAAGAAACCGGAUGUUUCAAUAAUAAACAAGUACACAAGAAUGUCAUAUCAUUUUUACGAAGAAGUUACUGACCCAAAUGGGGAUCUGACACAAGGUGCUGCUGUUGACCAAAAGGAAAAUAUUUUUGAAAAUCCUGCACACUUUAGCGACCCAGAAGAAUCAUUCGAGAUCGUCUCAGAUGUCACCAACCCUGAUAAUACUGCCCCGCCCAAUAUACCUGAUAAUGUAGCUGUGGUUGUUGAAGACAAGGAAGAAGGGGAUGAUGAUCCAAAGCAAGGCUCAAUGUUCUCUUCUUUAAGUACCCAUAUGAAGAGGUUAAAGGGUAUGCUCCUACGGGAAAAAGAUCCACAAGCGACUCGAAGAGGACAUGACAACGUUAAUGAGGAGCAAGCUACUGAAGAAAACAGAACGAAAAUGUCAAACGAUCAGUCAGGACUCUUUGCUAAACGAAGCAGAAGAAUGAAUUACCAGAGUCCAACACAAAGAAAGUUAGCGGCUCAGUUGGGUUUAGAGUGUAAGGAAAAGGCUGUUGAAUUCGGAUAUCACAAUGUGAAGGAAAAGAAUGACGAUGUACCCUUGAACCAUGAAGGACAAACUCACAAAAUAUCCUCUGGAGAAACAGGACAGUGUAAAGACAUGAAUGAUGAUGACAGCAAGAAUAUUAGGUUAAUGCUUCCUGUUCACUCCAAGUCCUGCAGUUGGGAUGAUUUCAACAGUAAGCAAAGAUUGAAGACUUCUCUUUCCGAUAAUACUUCUCUGGCAACGUCUUUGAGUUGUAACAAAGCCGCCAUUCGAAAGUCAGAAGAAAAAAUAGCGUCUUGUGAGUCAGAAAAAGAAAAAACAUCAAGUCACGCACCUUUCCAGAUGCCCCAUGAAAAACAGAAGCAGGAUUUGAGUAAGAAACUUGAACUGUUUCUCAAAAAGAGCAAGGCAUAUGACAGUCCUGGAAGUUCCCCAACUAAAGGGUCAUGUGAAUCGGGGAAACUGAAAAAGAAAGUGAGUUUUGACGACUCUGGAAUACCAGAGUCCGUAGAAAGGACAUCAGAAAAACAAACCUUGAUACGGAAGGUGUCAAUUACACCUUUAAAUCAAAAUUACGAUGAAGUGGAAUAUGAUAUGGAUUCAAAGAAGGAUUUAGUGGAGGAAACCAUAAUUAUAGACAGUUCCAAUUCCAUUCGAUUAGCUACACCAAGGACAACGCAUGCAUCAUCUGCAACAUCAGACACCCGAAAUGCACUGAAGAUUUCAGAAGAGCAUGCUGUUUGUGCAGAUAGCCAAGAGAUUUCUGGUGCGGAAGAAGUUGAAAUGUUGGUUGAAUUGUAUGAUGAUCCAGGACAAACAGCACCAUCAAAAAAGUCUUUGGAAAGGGAACCAUCUUCUGAUGACAACCAAGUCAGUGCCACUGGAAAGUGCCAAAAGACGUCCAAACUUGUGGAAUUAAGAAAAGCCUCAGUGAGUACAGACUUAGACACAUCCCCAACCCAUGAUUACAGAGGUACACCUCACGAGGCUGAUGUAGAAAAGAAGCACAAAAGUGGCACAUGUACCUCUUCUUCAGGUUAUGCGAGAGCAAAAGGGGAAUAUGACACAUCAUCAAGGUCAGAUGACUGUGGUUUAGGAGCAACCAGAGGAAAAGUUAAACAUUUGAAACCCUACAAUGCAAGACCAUUCCGUAACAAGAAUUUCAGCAGUGAUGAAGAUGUUAUACCUGAGGAACACACACGGAAGUCAUUUUGGCAGACCAAGGCCCAACUAGAUAUACAAGUACAAAAUACUAAACAGAAGACUGGUCAAGCUCGACUUGAGAGUUUUGAAUCUUCAGGUGAUGGGGAUGUUUCUAUUGAAUCAUCCAGUAUACGACGUUCCAAGUCAGAACCAAGCAAUGCCACAUCAGCUGAUGGACUUGAUCAGUUCUUUGAAAGGAUGGGUCUAGAUGAAAGCCUCCUGAAGGUGGUUGGCGAACCACAUGUCUAUGAUGAAGAAGAAGUCUUUCAUGAGAUGCAUGUCUGGAGGCCACGGGCGCACCGGGGAUCGGAGAGUGAUGACUCCAACACGUCCUAUGCCAUGUCAGAGACGAGCAAUGUCAGUGAGGAAGGCGUGAUGAACCUGAGGAAGUUCACUAAGCAGCUUCCAGACCAGUCCAUGUCCAUUGUCACCAAGAAUGCAAGGGUCAUCAAGUGGAUGUGCCAAUGCAAGAAAGCCAGGAACCAAAGCAUAUCAUGACAUCUGCUGCUUCCCAACACAUUACAUGUAUCUACAUGUAUGUAAUUGAUGUGAUGGACUCCAGCCGGACGACACUAACAACCAAGCUAGCUCUCAGUUCAGAGGAGGUGACUGGUUAAUCGAUGUGGAGGGCUGGACUCGCUCGCAGGGAAUGGACCGUAUGCAUCGAUGUCAUCGUGCCGCCAUCUUAGAGGCUGUAGCCAUUGCCUUGCAUGCAUUGGGAUCGACAGCUGGUGCAUCUCUGACAACUUUGUUUAUGCGUUUUCCUAUGUCCUCUGAGGGAGGGCGAUAUGAGGUUAUGACAUCAUUUGCAUAUUGGUCUUUGAGAAGGAGUGCUCUUUUCACUGCUCUGAUUUGACAUCAAUAUAUUCAAAACAGUAAAGUACUGGGAAAUGUGUCAUUAUAAAGCCGUUUCUAAUUUACAAACAAAACGCACUACUGUUAUAACAAUUGAAUUUGAUGAUUGAACCGUCUGCACACAUGUGUCAACUCGAGGUAUUUUACAAAUAUUUAGGGGGUGAGUUGUAGUGUGUUGCUGAACAUUAUAUGACCAGAGAGGUUCGGCCAUGUGAUAUAUCUCUGAUGCGUUACACUGAGUAUGUCCUCAUCCAAAAAAUCCCUGAGCAAUUUACUUGCAGGACCAAAAUGCCCAAACACCCAGCGGCACAGGUAUGGACGUCAACUGUCACAGCAGCAUCCGCCGUCCAAGGUGAAAGCUCCUUAUUGUUACAUCUGCACCAGAUACAGUGUUUAGAUCCCGUCUCCAGAUCCUGCGAUAUCUAUAUACCACCUUCCAUCAGCAUUUCCAGAAACAGCAGUGUCUUCAUUCGUUAUACAUGGAUAACGUCCUGGGUGUCACAAGCAUAUUUUUAUUGUGGGAGUGAAGGUGGGGGCGAGGAUGGUGUACACAAUAACAGGCACCUUGUCAAACGCCAUAGUCGCUACUUUUGGCGCAGGAAUCCUUUCAACAAUUACCAACCCGUAUUUCAUCAUAGACUGAAAGAAUGGAGGAUGCAGGAAAGAUGCUAAAGCUGGUGGGUGUUUCAGAAAGUUUUUUGUAAAGUUAGUUACGUACAACUUUACGCACGACUGGAACAUUAACUUAGGUGCUAAGUGAGCUACAUAGAGAUAGUGUGGCACGAGAAAGGUCAUCAGUAGUGCGUAAAGUCUUGCGUAACUUUACGAACAGCUUUAUGAAACACCCACUUGGACUUCUGCUAAAAGAUGCAGCAUAGACUUUUUGACAAGUUGCCUUUAACAAUUCACCGCUCUCCAGGAAUUAACAUUCAUUCCACAUAAGAAAGAAGCCCUUGCGCAAUAUGAUUUUUUUAACUGUUGCAUGUAUUACCUAAAAUGGAUGAUCAUAUUUUCAACUGGGAAGGGUUAUAGGAAUCCAAAUUUUACCUGUUGCAUACUUUCCAACGUUUCAAACUGGAAUUACUUUGCUCAAAAUAAGAGAGAAACUGCAUGGGAAUGGUAUUGUCUGUUGCCGGUUUGUGAAGGGUUUGAAAGACAGUAUUGGUUAUGGUUUUAUUUUCCUAGUGUGAUAAGGAUGUGUGUCAUACAAUAUGCAUGCCCUGCUUUUGUUCUGCUUUCAUUAUACCAAACUCUUUACAUUAAAUUGCUCUAUUUGGUAAUUUUAUUGUUCAUGUACGCCAUGUAGGCGUAAAAUGUACCUUGCAUAUAAAACGCCGUACUUGGAUUUGCAAAUGGUUCAAAUUCAGGUUAAAAAUAAUGUAGGCUCGGGGAAUUUUCACCCCCAAUAGUCUCAAAAGACACCUAGAAAAAAAAGAAGCCCUGAAAAAUCCCCACUCACUGCUACAUGUAUGUGAACAGUGUUGCACAUUAGGCAGUGGGUUGUUAAAAGUAGCCCAAAAAUGAAAAAAAUUGUUGCCUAUUAUUAUUCAUUGAUUACCAUUUCUAAUUGAGUUACUAUCUUCAAUGAAAAGUCAACUGUCCAAUGCUAAUUUAUUCCGCUUUGCUUGCCUAUGGGAAUGGUUCAAAUCUGUUCAAAUUUACAUGCCUUCUUGAGUCCCUGCGUCAAUUGAAUAUUCACUGCUCAUUGAUGGUAUAUAUCUGCUUCGCUUGCCACUCCUUUUUUCUAUGCCCCAAAACAAUAUUCAUGAACACUGAAAACGAUCAGAUUCUUGUCCAUUCAACCAUUGCGCUGAAAAACCAUGCUUUCAUAGUUUCAGUGAUAGCAUUAUUAUUGUUGCAAUAUCUCCUCUUCUAUCCCUAUUAAUCUGUGCCCAUUUGAGAAAUGGAUUUAUGUGUUCAACAUUUUUGUCGCAUACAUAAUUUUGUAUUACACAUAAUAUUUGUCAUGUCAGAUGCAUUUGUAGUGUUAUACAUGCAAAUACUGUAUAGAUGAAACCAGUGCCAGGGAAAAGGGUGAAUGCUGCCCUCUAUAGAUGUAGAGAUUGAGUUACACAGAGCUUUUGCUAUGAAAAUGUCCAAUUAUAUAUGCUGGGAAAGCGUUAGGUCACUAUCAUCCAAUGCAUAAUUACUGCAGCAGUCAAGUAUAAACCAAUUGCUUUAAACCAUCAUUCCUUUUGAAUUGGGUUCAAUAUUUUUACUCCUUUAUAUUCAUGAAAGAAGCUUACGAAAAAUACCAUAUUGUGAUACAGAAGAAAUCGGGUUGAAGACAGGCCCUAUACGCCGUUAUUCAUUUAUUUUUGUAUUCAUUGUUUCUAAUUGUUUAGUAUUCAAGUGUACCAAUUAUUCCCAGAACACUGAUGCAUGUUGAUGCAUGCACUGGCGGAUCCAGGGGGAGGGAGGGGGGGUACAGGCGGCCCGUGCCCUCCCUUUUGAGAAUCAGAAUUAAAAUUUGUAAUGUAAAAAUGCCAUUAAAACAGAAGUGUGCGCCCCCUGUUGAAAGUGAAGACCUUUAUUUUGUUAUUUUUUAUUUUUUUGCUUGUGAAAUUUUUCCUCGGAAAAAUGUGCCCCCCUAUUGGAAAAUCCUAGAUCCGCCCCUGGAUGUAUGGUAAAAAACACUAUUGAAGUACGUGACUGUACACUGUAUGUAUUCAAAUUCUGCUGAGGUUCAUGUAUGAUUGCAGAUUUAAUACUUUUCUCAGGAAAAGAAAUGAAAGUGAGGUUUUUUUUUUUAUACACCUGGUAAAGUUUGCAUUAUUUGAAUGAGUGCCUAUUCAAGUCGAAGCAUUUCAAAGGCUGGGGGCCCGUAACCACUGCAGAAAGGGUACUGUAACAGUGCAAGUCCCAAUUUCUAGAGUUAUGUUUGAUCACAGCUCUUUCUGCAAAGAGCUCCCAGAUUGAGUAUCAAAAAGAAAUCCAGUGACUUCUUUUUAGUUGAAUUUAUCUCAAAUCCUAAAAAUCUGGUUUAAAAAACGUAGUUUACCCCUGCAUUGAUGGAUUUCUAUGGAUUCCAAGAAUUUUUUUGUGGUCUUCGGGAGAAUUGAUGCAGACAGAUUUAAUGUACCAGUUCAUUGUUAAUAGAAUGUUCUAUGAUACAUUCAUUAAUUGCCUACACUUGUCUCUUGUUUGUAUUAAAUUAGUAAUAUGAAGUAAAGUAAAUGCUUUAAUUAUGUCCAUGGUUCUCAAGAUCAGGUGCAAAACAAGUUAUGGUGUCACUUUUUAUGCAGAACAAUUGUUUUGUGUGCAGUUAUGGUGCGUACUGUAGUAUUUGUUUUUGUCUUAAUUUUCUAUAAAGAUAAUAAUCUCCCAUUGUAUAUGGACAGUAAUUAUUUAUCUCCUUUGAGAGUAGUUUUGUAUUCUAUUUAUUUUCUUUUGAUGCAUAUUAUUUAUCUCUGAUUUGCUACAUAUGAGUCUUUUAUGUAGGGAUAGAAAAUACACUGUAAUUUGGCAAUUGUAAAAUCCUGCAAUUUUUUCAUAGAAUAUCUUUCACUUGUAGAUGCUUUCAUUGGCUGCCGUCUUGUAAUUAUGAUACUCUAGGAAAUCUUGAAAUUAUCAUUGCAUAUUCAGUUUCAUGUAAAAGGGAAUUUUUCAGGCAAAUAUUUUUGACAAACACAUUGGUACUAGGGCUAAGCAUAAGAAAUGCCUUCUAACCAGAAUCUGUUCUUUAGUGGGCCUUGUAUCAUUGAAGCUUAGCAGUUGAUUGAGGGGCUGACUUUUAUAAAAUAAAUCAUACGCUGUAAUCGGUGCAAUCAUUCGAGAGCAGCUCCAUGAUCGAUUACUAAGCUAUAUGUCACAGGUUCCUUUUGUUCCCCUCUUUAUUGACUAUUGUAUACAAAGGAUUGGUCGUUCGAAAUUUUAGAAAAGUAGUGUUUAUCACGAUUUGAAUGCUUGGGGUUGUUUUCAUGAGCUUUAUUAACC
Lytechinus pictus (painted urchin) is the source of this 8763-nucleotide messenger RNA. RefSeq lists its product as uncharacterized. Lineage: Eukaryota; Metazoa; Echinodermata; Echinoidea; Temnopleuroida; Toxopneustidae. The record is from RefSeq and is a predicted model, not a curated record. Bases 553 to 4470 code for a protein of 1305 amino acids. The transcript has 4 exons.